This is a messenger RNA of Silurus meridionalis, 3806 nucleotides long. It is a transcript of the gene scg3, whose product is annotated as secretogranin III. Gene Ontology annotation, cellular component: secretory granule membrane. The coding region runs from base 141 to 1622 and encodes 493 amino acids. Gene Ontology annotation, biological process: protein localization to secretory granule. The record is from RefSeq and is a predicted model, not a curated record. Lineage: Eukaryota; Metazoa; Chordata; Actinopteri; Siluriformes; Siluridae. The transcript has 12 exons.
UAUUUCUGCUCAGAGGAGGAGCAGGUGCAUCUCACACACACACACACACACACACACGCGCGCGCGCUGAUCCGCGCGCUCCUGCUUUAUAAACUGACCGUCUCGCGCUCCGCCAUUACAGACACGGGGGCACGGGGAGGAUGAGGAUGAUGAUGAUGAUGAAGACUUUAAGGAUGAACACAGUGGCGGUUUUUUUCAUUCUUUCCAUCACAACUGCACUUUUACCCCCAACACAGGCCUUUCCUACCCCUACUGCAUCCCCAGAUAAGGCACAGAAUGACAGGCAGCUAUCAGAGGAGAGACCACUACAGCAGCAGAUGGCAGAUGUUGUCAGUGGCAGUAAAACAGACCUGAAACCCACACAGACACCUGAGUCCCAGUCUGAGUCCCAGUCCGAGUCCCAGUCCGAUCAGAGUAUAGAUGACAUCACUGUGCUGAAGUCUCUGGCGGAGAAAUCCAGAGAGCUGAACAACGAAACGCCCAAAUCAGACCUGACAGACGAUCGAUACAAUCACGACGAGAACGAUUCCACCAAAGCCAGAAGACUGGCAGAAGAUUACGACACCACCAAGAACCGCAUCGACAACAAAUACACAGAAGAUUCCGAGAGCUUGCACCAGCUGGAUGGAACUCCGCUCACUGCAGAGGACAUCGUCCAGAAAAUCGCCAACAAAAUCUACGAGGAGGACGACCGCGGCGUGUUCGACAGAAUCGUCUCCAAACUGCUCAAACUCGGACUGAUCACUGAAAGUCAGGCCGACACUCUGGAGGUUGAAGUCGCUGAAGCUCUGCAGGAUCUGAUUACCAAGAAUGCCAAGAACAAUGAGAUCUUGGAGCUGAACGACAACAACAGGGAUGAAGACGGUCGUCCCAGCCGUCGGUUUGAUGAUGAGGAUGAUGAGGUAAACGAUGGUGGUGAUGCUGGUGAUGAAGACGAGGAUUAUGAGGCUGUUGAUGAAGAGCAGGAGGAGGAGACCAGAGGGGUUGAUGGAAACUGGGACGGGCCGAGUGAAGGAAACGACAGGAACGAAGUGAACCCCGAGGAUGAACUGCAGGACCUGCAAUAUUUCCCCAACUUCUACAGACUGCUCAAGAGCCUGGACGCAGAGCAAGAUGCUGAGGAGAGAGAAACUCUCAUCACCAUUAUGAAGACUCUCAUUGACUUUGUGAAGAUGAUGGUGAAAUAUGGCACCAUCACCCCUGAGGAGGGCGUGUCCUACCUGGAGAACCUGGACAACAUGAUCGCCACCCAAACCAGGAACAAGCUCGGGAAGGCGUUGGGUCCCGUCAGCCUCUCGCCCCCUACAGCAGCAGAUGAUGACGACAACACGAAAGAAGAAACCGCCAAAAUGCUGAGGGAAUAUGAGAACCUGAAGGACUCAACCAAGGACGAGAGAACAGUGACAGAGAAUGGUCAUGCAGGAAAGUCAGAGUCGUAUCUGGAGGCCAUCAGGAAGAACAUUGAGUGGCUUAAGAAGCACAAUAACGAGAAGAAUAAAGAAGAUUAUGAUCUGUCGAAGCUGAGGGAUUUCAUGGACCAGCAGGUGGACAUGUACCUCGAGAAGGGAAUCCUGAAGAAGGACGAAGGCGACAUGAUCAAGAGGAUCUACGGAAGCCUGUAGGACGCGGGCGUGGAGCUCCUCCGCCUCGUCGUCAUUUAACAGCUUCGGGAUUUCUCCGACGUACGCCGUCGUAGCGUAGCUCUCCAAAUUAACCGCUAAACAUUUUUUUAUUAACCAUUCACAAAUACACGAUACGGCCAAAAGUUUGUGGACACCUGAACAUCAGAUUGGUAUGUGCUCAUUUUUGGACGUCCCAUUCCACACGUAGUCCUCAUUUCCAGCUCCACUCUUCUGGGAAGAUGUUCCACUAGAUGUUGUGGAGAUUUAUUCAGCUAUAAGUGUGUUAGUAAAGUCAGGUACUGAUGUAGGUGAAGGUGAGGAGGUCUGGAGUGCAGUCAGCCUUCACAUUCAUCUCGAAGGUGUUCAAUAGCUAUUUGCAGUUGCAGGAGAGCUUCCACCACAUCCCAUGUAAAGCAGAUCUUCAUGGAGCUGGCUUUAGGAACAUCAUCCUCAUCAUGCUGGAACAGGUUUGGGUCUUUUAGUGCAAAUGAAGGAAAAAUGUCAUGCUCCCACAACCAAAGACGUCCGAUAUAAUUGUGUGCCUCCAUAUUUUUAUUGUAACAGUUUGAAGAAGAACCACAUCUGGCUGGAGGUCAGGUGUCCCAAUACUUUUGGCCAUGCAGUGUAUAUAUUCUAUAAUCUUUUAAAACCGCAAUACGUUACGGUACCAAUCGCAGGAUAAUUAGCAAUAGAGGAUUGAUUAAACCUGUCAGGAUCACCUACGCGUAAGACACAAUAAUCAGAAGUGUACGAUAUUUUACGCUUUCACACGUUUUUUCUUUUUUCUCAGAAACCUCUUGUGUUUACGUCCUGUCACGUCUCGGAAAUACAGCGUGCCGUAUUUUCCUGGUUAUUUAACGAAAAGCUGUUGUAUUUAUACAAACAAUAGCGAUACACCAAUAAAUAUUACACUAAGAUUAGCUAGCUGGAUUAACAUGCUAACGUUAGCAAUGCACUUGUGGUAGCUUGAGAUACCUUCUAUAUACGGUGUGUAGAAUGCUACUUAUUUGUGACAGAUAACGCUCGGGCAGUUGUGAUAGUUAGCUUGAUAGCUAACACAUUACUGUAGAAUCCUGUAAAAUCGUGAUUUAAGAAUUAAGAACGUGUCACAUGUUAGAAUUUUACAAAGAGCAUAUAAAUGAACGUACCUCAAGUGAAACGUACAGAAAUUGCAAUGCUAAUAGUAGCUACACACCUAGCUAGCUUUGGUAUUCGAAGAUCGUACGUAUUAGAAGUCCAGAUAAGCUAAUAUUAGCUGACAUUAGCCAACUGCUAUUAAGCUAGAAUUAUUUUUAUUUGUUUCGAAAUGUGUAUGCGUACACACAAAAAGACAAGCGCUAAGCUGGACGAUUACCAGGAGGUUCAGGGUAAAAUAAACAAAAAUUAAUUGUAAACAUUUUAAGUUUUUAAUAAAUUCAAUAAAUUUUAAAUUAAUUUUAUAAAAAAAAAUUCUGUUUGGUUUUGCGUUGACAAUUCAUACACCAGGAAAUAUACGGUACUCGUUAUUAGCAUUGCUAGCAUUUUUUACUUUUUUUGUUUGAUUUCAUCAAGCGAACUACGUUUUUCUCACCGACCGAUUUGUGUUCCUGUUUCUAAUUUUUCUUUCUUCUGCUUGUGGAAGUAUUAGAAAUCCUACUGAUCUAAUAUUAGCUAACAUUAGCUAAGUGCUAGUAAGCAAAAAUAAUCUUGUUUUACGUGGUCUUCUUUCUCUAUAAUUGAUUUACCGAUGUAACGUCACCAUGAUGAUUACGACGAUUACAUUGACCUGAGUCGUUAACGUUAGCUCUGUUCGCUAGCUAAACAGUUUUCGUCAUCCUUGAUAACAUCGUGUGCAUACACACAAGCAUAAAGAGGACACACAAUUAGCUGGAUGACAACCAGGGGGCGCCAAACUGCCAAUUUACAGAAAAAGAUUUUUUUUUCUGUUUGGUUUUGCGUUGAUGAUUCAGUAAUCGGUUUUAGCUCUGCUAGCAUUUUAUCUUUCCUUCGAUUUCAGUCCGAUUUAAACAAGCGAACUACGUCUUAAUUUUUUUAUUCUCUCCAAACCAUUUGUGUUCCUUUUUCUCUCUCCUGCUUCUGGAAGUUGCUCAACACCAUCGAGGAGUUUCCUCUGUAAAUAUCCUGAUUUUCUUCUGUUAUUUUUUCCCCAGAAUUGCGAAUAAACAUUGCAUUUCUUUAACAGUG